This is a messenger RNA of Actinia tenebrosa (Australian red waratah sea anemone), 2373 nucleotides long. RefSeq lists its product as uncharacterized. The record is from RefSeq and is a predicted model, not a curated record. Lineage: Eukaryota; Metazoa; Cnidaria; Anthozoa; Actiniaria; Actiniidae. Gene Ontology annotation, molecular function: nucleic acid binding.
UCUUAUUUUCAUAUUUCAUGGCUUGGUUCUUCUAAAAACAGAUAGAUACAGUCGAUCCCAAAAACGUUGUCCAAGUGAAAAGAGGUUUAUAGGACAAUAAGUGUCACGUGUCAAUUAAAUAUUCAGUUUUACGCGCGUGGAUUUUUUUAAUUAGCAUACUGAUGCAAAAGUAAAUUACAGUAUUGAAAACUGAAUCUGAAAGAUGCCGCGGGCUUUCUCGGAUGAUUUAAGGUGGAGAAUGGUAUACCAACAUUUGUUUUAUGCAAAAACAUAYCAGGAGAUAGCCGCUAAUUUGUUUGUAAGUUCUAAAACGGUCAAACGGACGUGUGCGACAUUCUACACUAGUGGAGACAUUAAUCCUUGGCCCGUCGGUCGACCUCUUCAAACAGGAACACUUUUUCCGCAUGAAGAGUAUAUCGUCAUGGAGUGUCUUCUAGAACAUCCUGAAAUGCAAUUGAAUGAAAUAGCGUCGAAAAUAUUCAAUACAACUGGCUCUGCUUUUAGUGCCCAARCAUUAUGCAGAACGGUCCACAGGCUUGGAUUCACGCGCAAGAAGUUGCAGCAGAUUGCUUCUAUGAGGAACGAAAAUUUAAGAUUCCAAUUUAAAGCUGAAAUGACAGUUUUUGAUCCAAGCCAUUUGGUAUUCUUGGAUGAAACUGGAAUUGAUAAGCGAAUAUCUCGUCAAUACGGAUACAGCCAACCUGGAACAAGAGCCUCUGUGCAAAACCGGAGUUAUUCUARAUGGGGACCUCACUAUAAUGCCGUAUCAGCAAUAUCGUGCGAUGGUCUCAUCUCUUUGGAAUUGUUGGGCGCAGGAGAUCGAUUUGUAACGGAUACUUUCUCACGUUUUCUGAGGCACAAACUGCUGCCCAUGAUGAAUCCAUUCAAUGGUCAGAAUCCCCGAUCUGUCAUUAUUAUGGACAACMACCCAGUGCAUCACGUUCAAGAAAUAAUCGACUUGAUCUACAACUCCGGGRUUAUUGUCCGUUAUUUACCUCCAUACAGCCCCGACUUGAAUCCAAUAGAGGAAUCAUUYGCCUUGGUAAAGCACUAUCUUAGGCAAAAUGAUUUGGUAUUCCAAAGUCUUGCCGACCCUAAGCCACUUAUUUGGGAUGCCUUUGGCCAAUUAACAGCAGAUUUGUGCCAGGGAUACAUGCGACAUGCAGGAUAUUUGUAAAUAUAGUGUCAGCUAUACCAUCAAUGAAAAAAUAUCACAUGGGAUUCAUGGUUAAUUGUUGAGGCCCCGGUCAAACGCCGAACUGAACUUCACACGAGCGGUCAAAAUUUAACCUCAGUAUCAGGCUCUCCAAAGGGGGGGGGGAGGGAGAGAGUCCCCCUCGGAAGGCCUGAUACUCAGGUUACCAAAAUUAAUCAUUGAAUAAACGAAUCCAAAAAUAGGUUUUGUUCAUUUGUAUUAGGUUUGGCUUAUGUGAAAUACUUCGAAUCGACACGGGCCUAAACCGUAUUCUUUCAAACAAAACGUUACAUUCCUGUCCAGUCCAAACCAAUAAUUUGCAAUAAUCUUAACAAUAACUAGCUACAUGCACCGCUACUGAGCAAUUGAAAUAGAGACCGGUUUGCCACAGUGUUCGAGCUAAGSAAAUCACUCUAUACGGAUUAAUAGCGAAAAACAAAACAAAACAAUUUAAAGGUCCUUCAUUAUUAGCUCUUUCUUUUGUUUAUAUUCUUUAUCUGUAAUUGCUCCCAUGUCUUUCAAUUGAAAAAGCUCCCGCAACUGUUUAAGAACUUCGGCUCWGUUACUGGUAACAGUAUGGCUUGGCUGUUGACAAAAAGAUAGCUAUCAAAAUCGUAAUUGCGAAAAUACAAUGUAGCAAAAGAUCGUGCAAUACCUGUGUGCUUCCUGUCUGAAUUGCACCUGCAAUGGCAGUUCCAGCAUUAGUGAGUACAUCUACAAAUGUUUCUYUCUUUGUUGGUCGUUUUGCUGGAUUGGCGGUGAACAUUGGAAGACCGGGAAUACUGUCUUUACCGGCAGUUCCAACACGCUACAAUGUAGAUUAUAGAAAAAUAAUCAGUUAUCACGCAUAUGGAAUUCACACUUAUUGCACGCACACGGUGUGCUAUGCCGUUUGUUAAUAUCAAUCAAAAGACGAUGGAUUGGUAAAUGAAUUGAUCAAUSUGGAUGUUAGAGUGUGAUGCAAAAAAAUUUCUUACUAUCAUUUCAGCCCACAGGCGAAACUUGUACGGCGGGAGCACGUUUCCAUGCAUCUUUUUUAGCUCAUCCAUUAUUUCAAUAACUUGUUCGUGUUUGGUGGUCUGGUCUACAGUGCUUUCAUGGCUUCCUGAGACAUAAACAAGCCAGAUAGUAAUUAUUAGAUAGUGUAUAGCGGCAAUAAACCAUCAACAAUCAAAUAA